This is a messenger RNA of Planococcus citri (citrus mealybug), 1081 nucleotides long. Its product is annotated as transmembrane protein 14C. The transcript has 3 exons. Gene Ontology annotation, biological process: regulation of heme biosynthetic process. The record is from RefSeq and is a predicted model, not a curated record. Gene Ontology annotation, cellular component: mitochondrial membrane. The coding region runs from base 105 to 449 and encodes 114 amino acids. Lineage: Eukaryota; Metazoa; Arthropoda; Insecta; Hemiptera; Pseudococcidae.
CACGAUAACAUUAUCAGUUAUCAAGAAAAACCGAAGUGAAAACGUAAAAAAAUACUAUGAACUUUUGCACUUUUUAACCAAAGUUUCGCUUUUGAUUUUGCAAAAUGGGACUAGCGGAUGUUGAUUAUUUCGGCUUUGCCUAUGCCGUAGCCGUAGCAGCCGGAGGUAUUGUCGGGUAUGUCAAAGCUGGUAGUAUUCCCAGUUUAGGAGCUGGACUGGUUUUUGGAUCGAUAUUAGGUUACGGAGCAUACAGAGUAACUCAAAAUCCUCACGAUAUUUACUUAUCUUUGGGUACCAGUUUGGUUUUAGGAGGUAUAAUGGGUGUGAGGUAUUACAAUUCAUCAAAAUUCAUGCCCGCUGGAUUAAUCGCACUUUUAAGCUUAGCUAUGGUAAUCAAAUUAUCAUACCGAGGAAUUUCGGAUUUGGUUGAGAAUCAGAAACAUAAUUAAUAAGAAUUUUUUCUUUGGUCUUUUGUGUAACAGGUUCUGAAAAUACUUUUCGUUUCUUAAUUUUAUAAAGUGUCGCUGGAAUUUUAAACUGCUAUUUUAUACGAUGGAUUUUUCUAUCACAAACCAAAAAGUUGGGAGUAGCAUCACUUUGUUUUCUAAGUGUAGUUUUUAUCAUUAUUUUAAUUUUUUAUAAUAAUCAGGUAGUAAAAUUUUAUUUCUUAGUAGGUACAUACUGUACGUUGUAAUGCAGAGAUUACUUCGGUUUAUUUUCGACGAGUUAUCUGAAAUGUUUAUUUCGUAUAAUUUUUCCAUAUCUAACUAGGAUAUAAUAAUAGCACGAUCUAACGAGAUGGGUAAAUUUACAAUACUUUAAAUUGUACAUAAUAAUUCUAAUUUACAUUUUCUAAUUCUUUUACAUCACCUCGAAGACUGAACACUUAUUUCUCAUGAACUCGGAAGCAUUUUAUAGAAAAUAAAUUCUUAAAUUUAUACAAACCCAACUCAGGUAUUUUUGUUAUUACAGUUUUACCCAUUUCUAUACAUUUUUUACCAACCGUAGAUUAUCUUUGUAUUUAAUAUAAAAAUCACAUUGUACCUACAAUGGUAAAAAAAAUACAUUUUAUACAAAUUAA